UGCAAGCCGAAAUGUCAUCAAACAGCGGUGUGUCGUAAAUUUUUUCGCGUCUAGCGGAGUGAUAAUUUUCAUUUGAUAAAUAUUGCGUGAAAAACUGUUCAAAUCUGUAGAAAGUUAUUGCAUUUAGUGAGUUGAACGGUCGGUGUGGCGAAUUAGCAUAAAAUUUCCCCGUUUGAAGUGCGUUUUCGGGUGUAAAAUCCCGUUUGAAAAUGUCAACAAAAGCCAGCGAAGAAGACACCCACCAUGAUAGCGACAUCACGGAUGAGUUCAUUGAUGAUGAAGGCGAUAAGACCGGAUAUUUCCCGGGAAAAACGGUUACUAUACAGAUGUUGCUCGCUGCGAAUGUCCUCCAGCCAGGGAAGGCCGCCAUGAGCAUCGAGUAUCUGGGACAAAAAUUUAUCGGCGAUUUGCUUUCGGAUGGAAAGAUAAAAUCCCACGAAACGGAAACAAUAUUCUGUUCCCCGAGUGCUUGGGCCAUUUAUUGCAAACGCAUCAUUAAUCCGGACAAAAAGUCUGGCUGUGGAUGGGCCAAUGUAAGAUACAAAGGCCGCAAGUUAGACGCCUACAAGGCGGCGUACCACCGGAAGCAACUGCAGAAAGAAAAGGAUCAUAAGGAUGACGGGAUACCAGUUGAUGACACUCUGGAGGAAACUGAAGAAGACAAGACGGCAAUGGAACCACCACCUGUUAGAAGAAACAUUGUGCAACAUAAUACCGUUAGCAAUCGUAAUAUAUUACAUGAUGCAAAUACUCUGAUUGAGUCUAUACCAUUUACUUCGAUUGGCAAGAUGCAACCGUUCCUGGUCUCGGUGUCUUCGUCCACGAUUCUGGUCAUGGACUUCCAUUGUCACCUGACAAACAAUGAAGUUUGUGGCUAUCUCGGCGGCACGUGGGACAUCAAUGCCCACAACUUGUCUAUCACACAUGCGUUUCCUUGUCGCAAUUCACGGUUCGAUAGGGAUAAGGCCGCCAUGUGCGAACUGCAGAUUCAAAAGUUAAUGGUCAAGAAGAAUCUCAACUUGGUCGGAUGGUACCAUUCGCAUCCACGUUUUCCAGUCCAACCGACAUUGAGGGAUUGCGAUGCUCAGCUAGAGUAUCAGAUCAAGAUGAGAGGGCCUACCGAAGCAUCCUACAUACCAUGUGUGGGAUUUAUUUGCUCUCCAUACAAUGAUGAUAAUGUUACAUUGGAGUCCAGCAUUUUAUCUUUUUGGGUUCUGCCGCCCCCGGAAAACCGUCCUGCGGAGUAUGGACGACCAAUGCUGAUGACCUAUAAUUUAAUCCACGAUGAGGUUCUCUCGGAAGAUAUCAAGGAAGAAAUGAUGCUCACCGUUGAUUAUUAUAAGCAGUUCAAGCGUGAACUAAUCAAUUUUCAAUCAUCGUACAAAAACGAAAUCUCAUACAUUGAAAAGUUGAAGAGGACUCUCCAACCCAAGUUUCCCCUGGACUCAACUUCCGGCCAUUUUUGGAAUUGGAUCCGUGAACUGCUAGGACUGGAUCCUGAGGAAAUUAUAGCCAUUCCAGAGCCGCCGCCACCACCACCCGUUCCCAUCAGUAUUCCCAAGAUUCCGGAGCCUCUAUCCGUACCGUCGAUUGUCAAUUUGACUACCGGAGAGGAAAGCAGCGCCACUACCGAAAACAAAAACGAUGAGGACUUCGACGGUGUAUCGGAAAUGGGCGAUUCGGAUGUGAUUUCUCUUAAAGAUGAUGAUCCAAAAGUGCCAUCAUUGGCUGUUCCUAGCCUACAGGCUCAACUGAAGCGACCAUCCGGGUUGAACAUGACCCCAUCUCCGUUAUCUAGCUCAUUAGUAGUAAUGCCAACCAAUCUCAGCCAGAAUAACUCCAACAAUGCCAAUACUGGCAACAUUAACAACCAUGGCUCGAUAAAUACUAAUACAUCUUCUCCCCGGGACAGUCCUAUCACUAUACCGUCAAAUUCAGCAAGCCCAGCCAAGUUCGAGAUUCCUGUCCGAGCCAGCCCAUCUCCUGCCAAAUCGGAUACUUCAUCGUGUCGUAGUCGUACUAGAAACUCACCGGCUCCGAGUCCCGGUAAACUUUCCAUUGGGGACAUUCUUGGAACCGGUAACCGGAACAGUCCCACUCUCAACUCUCUCAUCGGUAACAUGGGCAACAACGUUUCCAACAUUCACGAUCUCUACGCGGCUACUUUUGCCUCCUUGGGCAGCUCGCUGCCAGCAAAUCUCCUGCCCCAAGACUAUGCGUCGCUCUUCCAAAACACCAAACGGGACGAGUACGGUCUAUCGGCGCUGAACGCGUUGGCCCAGGUUGCGGCCGCAUCUGGAAUCUCCAACUCGCAAAUCAACGAGACUCUUCUGCACAGUCUCAACCGAAGCAUCUCGUCGAAAACAGGCCAAACAUCAACGGUAACCACCACAACGGCCACUAUGACAUCGAGCAAUGCGUCACCGUCGGUGGCGGCAGCAGCAGCGGCUGCAGCUGCGGCAGCCAGCAGCUCCAACCUGCCGGCCAUUCCCAACAUGAAGGAGUUCAUGCAGCAGCUCGAGAAGGGCAAUUUGAGCCUACUGAUGCAGUCUCAGUAUGCAAAUCCGCUGGCCGGAAUGACGGGACUCUCCGGACAACCAAGUGCUGGAUCAAGUGGUGGUAAAUCCGGAUCAAGUCGUUCGUCAAGCAAAUCAUCUCGUUCGAAAUCACAGCAACAGCAACAAUCUGUCCAGCAGCAACUUCAGCAAGCCCAGCAACAACUGCUACAGCAGCAACAGCAGCAGCAUCAAUCGCUCAUGGAUUACGCCGACUUCACCAGCAAAUUUGACCAGAGCAAACUGGCCGAUCUGAUGAAAUCUCCCGAAUACUCCCAAAUGCUCCUCCAGCAAGCACAGGCCCUGGGAAGCCUUGGAAGUGAAAUCUCGAUCAUUAAAAAGCCAUCCUCCAAGAAUAAUAGCUCAAAUGCUUCUAGCAACAAUGCGAACAACAACAGCAGUAACAGCAACACCCAGAAUGCCGCUACGAAUGCCAGCAAGAAAGAUUCGGCCAGUGACCUGAUCACGAAACUUCGUACUAUUUUCUCAACCGAUGCAUAUCUUCCACCGAUGCCAACGGCAGCAGACAUCAAUCUGCUUGCCGAGCAGUCACAAAAGGUUCCGGAGAUCCAGCAGAUUCUCAAUUCUGGCAAUCUGGACGACAUCCAGGUGCUACUAAAAGCGCAAUCUCUAUCCAAUAAUAUGUUGGAUUUUGCUGCGUUCCAGCAAGGAACAUCCGGUGUAGGCGGAGGCAGUGGCUCUGGGGAGGGUUCCAGCAAGGCUGCCAAGCAAGCAGCUAAGGAGGAACGAGAGAGAGAACGAGAGCGAGAACGUGAACGGGAAAGAGAACGGGAACGUGAGAGGGAGCGAGAGCGUGAACGAGAAAACGCCGCGGCUAAUGCUGCAGCUGCAGCCGCCGCUGCUAUGAAUCCAUAUCUGUCCGCAAGUAAUCUAUCGGCUUUGUUCGAACCUGUCCAGCGAUCUGGUUCUGGGAAAUCUGGAAAAGCGGAUAAGAAUAAAGGCUCUUCUGAUCGCAGCACCACUAACGUUGCAUCAAACCCGGCAGAUAUGUUGAAUAGUUUAUUUACUUCUGCAGUAGGAGGAGCAGGAGCGGCAGAUAUGAACGCGCUGCUGUAUGGUCAAGGCAAAGGAGCUCCAGAUUUGAGCAUGCUUUUCGGAGGAGUAAGCUCCGCGCCAACUUCCUCUUCCAACUCGAACACAACUUCAACUGCUGCUGCGGCCGCAGCAGCUGCUGCCGCCAAACAAAGCUUGGACUAUCUAUCAAUGUUCCCGAACUUUUCCUCUGCCAAACUCCCGGAAAUGUCUGCUCUCUUCCAAUCGGAUAAAUUCGAAAUUCCAGAUCCACUGGCCAAGGCAACACUUGAGGCCAAUAAUAUGUAUCUCGCGCCGUCAGCGUCUUUGCUGAAACUUCAACAGGAAGCAUUCAACUCAAUGAUGAUGAAACCACCGAAAUCAUCGUCCUCGUCCACAUCUUCUUCCAGCAAGAUUGAAACGCCGCCGCCGAUUGCUGCCUCUCCCGGGGCACGUUCAACCCCUACUAAAUCUGCCAGUCGCGAGAGUCCUUCGCUCGGACCAAAAUAUAACUUCAGUGCCGUAGAUCUGGCCGUGUCCAGUGUCCCGUUGGCCGCCUCUUCUCCGCUUGGAGCUGCCGACCUAUCCCGUAAGACCCCACAAACUCCCCCGGUGGAUAUGGUAGCUUCGCCGUCCAUUCAAACUACUCCGCCGGCACAGUCGGCUGGAUCGUCGCAAAUUUUGCCACCCUACAAGAAACGGAUGGAGUUCUCAUCGAUUGCCGAUCUCGUGGCUGCUCCGCCCAGCAAGAUGCCGAAACUUUCCUCGGACAAUCUGGACCCCUGAACAGUGAGCGGAUACAAUCCAAGCGCGCAGGUAAGAUUUUGGAUAGAUAUCAUCGUUUAUACAAUUCUUUUCAGUAUUGGGCGUAGGUUUAUUGUAUGUUUAAGUAUGCGUCAAAUAUUUUUGAACUGAUUUUUUUUAUUAUCAUGACAAUGUACUGAAAGAUGCAGUAAUUUAUUCGCGAAUGUGGGCACGCAGCUAAGCGGUCGUUUUACUUCCUAUUAUCCAAAAUCAUUUUAGGAAGAGACUCACAGUUUGAGAUUUUCAAAAAAAAAUAGUAACAUAAUAGUUACAAUAUUCAUAAUAAUCAAAGUAUCGAUAAAUCAGACAGAUAUAUCUAAUAAUAUACAAUAACGUGUGAGCACA
This is a messenger RNA of Aedes albopictus (Asian tiger mosquito), 4736 nucleotides long. RefSeq names its product MPN domain-containing protein CG4751. NCBI's taxonomy places the organism in Eukaryota, Metazoa, Arthropoda, Insecta, Diptera, Culicidae. Gene Ontology annotation, molecular function: metallopeptidase activity; protein binding. The transcript has 7 exons. The coding region runs from base 210 to 4373 and encodes 1387 amino acids. The record is from RefSeq and is a predicted model, not a curated record.